This is a messenger RNA of Chrysochloris asiatica (Cape golden mole), 1221 nucleotides long. RefSeq names its product ral guanine nucleotide dissociation stimulator-like. Bases 1 to 1221 code for a protein of 406 amino acids. Lineage: Eukaryota; Metazoa; Chordata; Mammalia; Afrosoricida; Chrysochloridae. Gene Ontology annotation, biological process: Ras protein signal transduction; positive regulation of GTPase activity. The transcript is spliced from 11 exons. The record is from RefSeq and is a predicted model, not a curated record. Gene Ontology annotation, cellular component: plasma membrane. Gene Ontology annotation, molecular function: guanyl-nucleotide exchange factor activity.
AUGGAAAAGGGAGACUCCAUCUCCUCCAUCCUGGGCAUGUGGUUGGACCAAUGCCCAGACGAUUUCUAUGAGCUGCCGGAUUUUCCCUGCCUCCAUCUGCUGGUCGACUACAUUGGGCUCAAUAUGCCUGGAUCAGUUCUAGAGCAACGUGCCCAGCUUCUUCUUAAAAAUAUGAAAGACUCAAAGCCGAUUGAGUCAGAGGCAAAGGGUCUGGAGCUCCACACAGCUGAAGUGGAAGAUGUAGAGCUGGAGAUAGCUCCUCAGGCAGCUCCUGAAACAGCUGCAGCAGUUACAGCAGAGGAAGAGCCAGUGCCAGCUCCAAACCCAGAGCCUCCCUGCCCUUCAUUUGUGGACACAACAUCUAGGCUGAGAGAGGAGGAGCUGAGCAUCUUAACAUUCCCUCCAAAGCUGGUGGCAGAGCAGUUAACAAGGAUGGAUGCGGAGCUGUUCAAGAAGGUGGUACCCUACCACUGUCUAGGAUCCAUCUGGUCCCAGAGAAACAAGAAGGGCAAGGAGAACCUGGCGCCCACUAUCCGUGCCACCAUCACACAGUUUAAUAACGUGGUCCACUGUGUCAUCACCACAUGCCUCGGGGACAAGUCCAUGAAGGCCCCAGACAGGGCCAGGGUGGUGGAGCACUGGAUCGAGGUGGCCAGGGAGUGUCUGAUCCACAGGAACUUCUCCUCACUCCAUGCUAUUCUCUCUGCACUGCAGAGCUCCUCCAUACAUCGUUUAAAGGAGACCUGGGGAGAAGUGUCCAGCCGUAGCUUCCAAACUUUUCUAAAGCUGUGUAAGAAGAACACACUGAACAAGGACCUGCUCAUUAAGAAGAAAAUGUCCAAGUUUUCCAUCCUGAAGAUGAACCUCAGGAGAGCCCAGGACGGGCAACAGGAGAAGGAGAUGGAUAUCUUCCAGGGCACUGUCCCCUACCUGGGAGUGUUCCUCACGGACCUGGUAAUGCUGGACACGGCUCAGCAGGAUUUUCUGGAUGGAGGUUUGAUCAACUUUCAGAAAAGGAGAAAGGAGUUUAGUGUGCUGCAGGAGAUAAAACUCCUCCAGGAGUCCUGCCAACACUACACCAUUGUGAGCCAGGAACAAUUUGGGACUUGGUUCCAGGACUUUGACAAUCUCAGUGAGAAUGAGAGCUACAACAUGUCCUGUGAGCUGGAGCCCCCGGCACAGGUGGCCAGCAACACCCACUCAUCCUACAAGAAGACCUAA